ACGCCGAUUUCGGCGCCUCCUUUCGUGCUUUCGGUGCGUUGAUCGCUCCCCUUCUCCGAUUUUCUGCAGUCUUCACUCGUGCAUUCGGCGCUUGUGGGUCUACGUGUGUCUUGCCCCGGCUCCUUGGUUAUCGUUGGCGCAACUCGUCGGCAGCAAGUUUCCCAAGUUACGACAAGCGGCGAGCCAUGACCGGAGGCGCUCAAGACAUGGCCCAGUACCGAGUCAUCGGGGUCAUGAGUGGCAGCUCUCUCGACGGCCUGGACAUCAUUUACGCGGUCUUCAACGUACAGCCCGACAACACGUGGAAGUUCAGCAUUGAGCACACGCAGUGUCAGCCUUACAAGACGUACUGGCUCGACAAGCUGAGGCACGUCGCCGCCAUGAACGCGCUCGAGUACCAACUGGUCCACACAGAGUAUGGCCGCGCCCUGGGCGACCACGUCAACAACUUCAUACGCGAGAAAAAACUGACUAACAAGAUCGAUCUCGUGGCAUGCCACGGCCACACCGUCUUUCAUCUUCCAAUGCAGAUGACCACCACACAGCUGGGAGACGGUGCGACCGUUGCAGCUGUUACCGGUCUUCCGACAGUCAGCGACUUCCGUUCCGUAGACGUUGCACUGAUGGGUCAGGGCUCGCCCUUCUCCAUAGCUGCGGAGCGCAGGCUCUUUGGCACAGAGUACCAGUUCUUCCUCAACAUCGGUGGGAUGGCUUGCCUCACCUACGUCGGCAAAGGGAACGAUGACAGCUUCGCUGCAGACGUAUGCCCUGCAAAUCAACUGCUCAACCUCCUAGCCCAACGGGAAUCCAAGAACUAUGACAACGAGGGUGAGAUGGCAUCUUCGGGGUCCAUCAACUGUCGUCUGCUUCAGGACCUGGAUGGUUUUGACUACUACAAGGCCUCGUUUCCGAAGUCGUUGGGCGUAGACUUUGGACCCGAGAUCCUGUAUCCCCUCAUCCGGGCCCGGGACCUGACCACGUGCGAUGCCCUGAGGACGUUCACUGAACACAUCUGCAACCAGGUGGCUACGAUUGUGGAGCUGGUCAAGGAGCGUGUUGGCAGAGACAACUGGCCCAAGGAAUGCAAGAUGCUCGUCACGGGCGGCGGCGCCCGCAACACCUUCCUUGUCCAGCGUCUGUCUGAAGCCCUCAAGGCUCACGGCAUCCUGGUGGUCGUACCCACGGAUGAGCUGGUCAAGUUCAAGGAGGCCCUCAUGACUGCUGCCCUCGCAGUGCUCAGGGUCAGGGGAGAGGCAAACUUCUUCAGCAUGGUUUCCGGGUCGCAGCGUGAUUCUGUAGGAGGUGCCCUCUGGUGCGGGAAGGUCUGACAGAUCCGAGCAGUCACACGGUUGUUUCUUCGCGAGAAGCCACUUGCUCGAAUGUUUGGUCUUCAGCGAUGCUUUUCCCGUAUGAACAAUGCUCCAACCUGCCAGUGGGGUAGGAAGUGGUUUCACUGUUGCCUUCCUCUUCCGGUGCUUGCUUGCAUGUGUAGCGGAAGAGCAGUUACAUCUGAGUAUGUAGAACACUAAUAUCAGCCAAAUGAACCAGUUUUUCUGCCGAUGAACUAUGCGCUUGUGGCCUUUUCAUAGCGUGCUGCCUUUUUUCGUGCCUUCUCUUUGAGGGGGAGCUUUCCGAUCGAAGUUGGCUGUGCGGUAUGCCAGACAAGAAUGUGCAUGCUGGCACUGAGCCUGCCAGUGUAUGGUAAAGUUUUGCGAAGAAACAAGAGAAUCUGCAAUAUUUUUGUAAUGCCCAAGUCUAUAUACUCCCUUUAGUGCUUUGGGAAUGUAUUGUACACAUUACUUUUUGAUAGUAAAAACAGUUUUCUAAAAAUGUA
Messenger RNA from Ixodes scapularis (black-legged tick), 1834 nucleotides. Its product is annotated as anhydro-N-acetylmuramic acid kinase. Gene Ontology annotation, biological process: peptidoglycan turnover; amino sugar metabolic process. Bases 186 to 1328 code for a protein of 380 amino acids. The transcript has 2 exons. Gene Ontology annotation, molecular function: phosphotransferase activity, alcohol group as acceptor; ATP binding. The record is from RefSeq and is a predicted model, not a curated record. NCBI's taxonomy places the organism in Eukaryota, Metazoa, Arthropoda, Arachnida, Ixodida, Ixodidae.